Molecule: messenger RNA, 4401 nt
Organism: Anguilla rostrata (American eel)
Lineage: Eukaryota; Metazoa; Chordata; Actinopteri; Anguilliformes; Anguillidae
Gene: gpr61l
Product: G protein-coupled receptor 61-like
Exons: 3
Coding region: 615-1889 (424 amino acids)
Biological process (GO): G protein-coupled receptor signaling pathway
Cellular component (GO): plasma membrane; signaling receptor complex; endosome
Molecular function (GO): G protein-coupled receptor activity
Source: RefSeq, a predicted model, not a curated record
GAAGAGCGGGGGGAAAAAAAAGUCAAGGCACACAAUGUGUGACAGUCACUGCCAUACACAGGGCUGGGGAGAGAGAGGGAGAGGGAGCAUCCCUUCUGCUGGUGGGAAAUCACCAUCAAUGCUGUAAGCCAUUCCGUGCUGAAAAUGCCGUCAUCCCUCUGAUACUGCCCUGCCCCUUAACGACCACCUCUGCCUGUCUGGAGCAGGCCUGAAAGGUCCCAAUGGUAGCACGGAUGUCCCGCUCUCGUCCCGUCCCAAACCGGGCCUGCUAGAGUCUGUGGCAGCACCAAAGCGCUGGUUCUGCCUGGCGCAGUACUGACAGGCUGGGUUUACCAGAAUGAAGCUCCUCCGGCACUGAUUGAACCUCAGCGGGAGAGGAAAGUCGCUGAACGCAGAGGAUGGUGCGGGAGCUGCUGCAGGUCCCCUGCCGUUGAACUACGUGAGCAGAGAACUAGAUGGUACUGAACCUACGCUUGAGAGUCAGCAUCCACAAUGAUGAACUUGGACCAUUCAGACUUCAAAGAAUACAUAAUGUAUAUUGCUGGAAUGUGAUGAUUUCUAUCUGAAGAAAGAAAGAGUCCAGGAUGCUACCUCUCAAGAGUUCCUUGUGAGAAAUGGAUGGAUCAGGUCCCAUGUUGAACCUUGUGAGCAACCGUUCUUUGCACAAUAUCUCAUCUGGCCUGUUGGGGCCCAAACCCACAAGUCCUGGCGUACAGCCGGGCGUUUUCACACAGUCCCAGAUCAAGGACCUGGUGGGGAUGUUCUUUAUGGUGAGCCUCAAUGCAGUGGCCCUCCUGGCCAAUACGGCAGUGAUGGUGGCCAUUGUAAAGGCCCCACACCUAAGGAAGUUUGCUUUUGUGUGCCACCUGUGUGUGGUGGACCUGCUGUGUGCCGUGCUGCUGAUGCCCCUGGCCAUGGUAACAGGCUCUCCCUUCUUCAGUGCUGUGGUGUUCACCGUGCUGGAGUGCCAGGUCUACAUCUUCCUCACCGUCUUCCUCAUCUGCGCUUCCAUCCUCACCAUCAUGGCCAUCAGCGUGGAGAGAUACUACUAUAUUGUGCACCCCAUGAGGUAUGAGGUCAAGAUGACGCUCAACCUGGCCAUUGCCGUGGUGAUCUUCAUAUGGGUCAAGUCCAUCCUGCUGGCUCUGGUGACCCUGUUUGGCUGGCCACCAUAUGGGAACCAGAGCUCGAUCAGUGCAGCCCACUGUUCCUUGCACUGGAGCCACAGUAACCUCCGGAAGUCCUUUGCUGUCCUCUUCAGCGUGGUGUGCUUUCUGGUUCCGUCCCUUGUGAUCUUUGUGGUUUACUGCAACGUCUACAAGGUGGCCCGGAUGGCGGCCAGACAGCACAUCCCUGUGCCUACCUGGACCACGAGCCCCAAGCACCGCUCGGACUCCAUCAACAGCCAGACUACCAUCAUCACCACCCGGACCCUGCCCCAGAGGAUGUCCCCGGAGAGGAUCUUUGGAGGCGGGAAAGCGGCCCUCACCCUUAUCCUCAUUGUAGGCCAGUUCCUGUUGUGCUGGCUGCCUUACUUUUCCUUUCACCUGCACCUUUCGCUUGGGGAUUCACCCCAGAGCCCUGGAGACUUGGAGGAGGUGGUCACCUGGCUGGCCUACUCCUCUUUUGCCGUCAACCCGUUUUUCUACGGGCUCCUGAACCGACAGAUCCGCGAGGAGCUUUGCAAGCUGAGGAGGUGCUACUCCACCCGGCCCCAGGAGCUGGGAAACUCCAGCCAUGAGGGCUCCAUCCAGGAAAACUUCCUCCAGUUCCUGCAGCGAACAAGCUGCACGGCAGAGACCCGCUCCAGCUGUGUCCAGUCCAGCCCCAGGAACACUCUGGACCAGGGCGUCCGCAUUCCCGGGCAGAUCCCAGAGGAGUUCAGUUAGCCCUCCUCAAGCACCGUGUCUUACUGAAAGCCUCAUGGCUUCAAGGUGCCAGUCAAUUCUUAUUCUGCAUGCAGCAUUAUCCUUCUAUACAGGGUGCAAUACAUUGCCAUUUAUAUUGUAUCAGUAGAGUUUGUGUCUUAUCACUGAAGCAACAAUGGCAACAUUCCACCGGAUGGAUACUAUGAAGUUUACAUGCAUUACAUCUGUUAGUAUUCCAUUACCCCUGCCAUCAUUCAGCACGUGCUCUUGGAAAAGACACAUGAGCAAUUGAAGAUUUGAUGUAACCAAUAUGGAUCUCUGGCUAUUGCUGAUAUAAUGAAACAAUUACUAGAAUGUAACACAUAUUAACACUUUUUUGUUCAUGUUCAUAUUCCAGAGGAUAUGAGAAUACAGUGAGGGGGAAUUGUAUAACAAUUCAUGUUCAAAUGACAUUUUCAAUUAAAUCAUAUAAUUAGAUUUGUAUCUUCAUCCAAUCCUGUUGUCUUCAAUUAGUGUGAUUAGAUUGAAUGCUGAGUGUGAAGUAUUGUGCAGAUGAAAAGCAUACGUAUUUCUGCAUUCCCUGAGGGUGGGUCACAGAGGCAAGGAAAAAUUCUACUGAACAAAUUGGGCCAUAAUGUGGAAAGGAGAAAGACUUGGACUAAAUAGAAUAGCAUAAUGGUCACAGAUUCAAUUUAAUAAAACUGAAUUAAAAAAAUUAUUAUCUUACCAGUAAUAACAAUAACAAAACUGUUGAUACUGCUACUAUUAAUACUACUACUACCAUUAUUAUUAUUAUUAUUAUUAUUAUUAUUAUUGUGUUGCAGUUCAAAUUGUCAUUGUUCAAAGAUGAAAAAGAUAUCUAUAAUUAAAAUUUGUAGAUACAAAGUACGUAAUACUAAAACUUGUGGACAGAUAUUUCUGAACAACUCGAGCAUGUAUUAUAAUAUCAAAUCCCUUGACACAGAUAUUUUAAGAUGAAAAUUAAAAUUAUUUUGAACAGCAGAACUAGAUGUGUAUUUUCUCACUUUUUAGGAGUUUUUGCUACCAUUUGUCAGAAAAUGUUCUUUGUUAUUAAACUAUAUACAAUACGAGGAAAUACUGAAUUUGGCACUGGGACAGACGUUCUUCGAAAAAUAUGUUUCUCAUGUUUGCACUUUUUUGCACAUUUGUUUAAAUGUAUACAAGUCUGAAACGUAUAAUUGAAAUGUAUUAUUGUUUAUAAAUGUUUUAUAUUUAACGAACCUGAAUGAUUGAACAAGUACCUGAAGAUAAUGCAAGCAAUGUCUAUCCAACAUAGUGCCAGCUUGUAUGUUUUGUUUUCCAAUAAAGAAAUUCAAAUUACUUUGAAAACAGACCUACUGUUUUUUAAAUUUCACAUCAGUAUCACUAGCCCCUAAUCCCCCAGCAAGACCCAUUUCUCUAUUGUGACUGAGCUGGUCUUUUGACUUUUUAAUAGGCUUGGAAGUAUAAUUCCACAUGGACUUACUCAUAGUCAUUCUGAAUAGCCUCGGAAAAGCCCCAUGGGAGUUUUGCUGCUUCUACACUAAACCAGACCAGUUGAGAGAUCAUUGCUGAAAUAUCACCUGAAAUUAUCUGUUGAAACUGUUCCAUUGGCAAAUGAAUGUCCAUACAGAUAAAACGUCAUCCAAAAUAAGGUUGCUAUACCCUCAAACAUCUGGCAAAUAUGCACUGUGUUGUAUGUAUGUAUGUGUAUAUAUAUUCAAAUCUGAAUGAAUGUUAGCAUAUUCCUCUUUAUGCCAGGAGGUGUUGGUUGAUAUUGUCAUGGAAAUGCUAUUAGACAGAAACACGCAGGCUACUUGCAUAGCAACAAGGUGCCUUUCUCUUGGAUCUUUGAUUUGCGAGACUGAACCUCUGACAUGUCUGGUUUUAAUGCAUCACUAAUAAUCCCUGAGUCAUUAGCAUAUUAAUUAUGGUAUUCCCAUCUGUGAGCACAGUAGUGACAGGCCGUACAGCAGACGUCUUCUGUGUCGUGAUGCAGAUUAGCAUGAUGAUGUACUGUAUAUUCAGUGAAAACCCAUGAAGCUGAAAGGGCACAUAGAUGCAGAUUUCCUUCAUGAUUUAUAUCCAUCUGUCUGUUCUCUUGGGAUAUUUCUUAUCUAUGUGAGAGAUGACAUCAUUGAUUGAUUCACACAGAUCAGCUGCACCAAAUGGUAAAGGCUUCAAAGGACACAUUUCUGGCAGUGGGUGGUUCAUCUUUCCUGCCAAACCUUUUCUCAUUGAUGCGGUUCUGCACCCAAUGGCGUGGAAUCAUAUCUGACCCAUGCAUCUCUGGGGCUUCAGCUAACCUGAAUCAGAAGUAAUAAGUAAUAGGUUACAAAUGGAAUUUCAAGGCUGUCUUAUUUUGUUAAAAUAUUCAAUUAAUUUUAUUAUCAUCUUCUGGACAGAAUUUACAUUUUUAAAUGCAAUUCUGACUAUCCUUGGGAAGCGAUAGAAGGCUUAUUUUCAAGGCACCAGGACUUUACAAAACACCCAUGAUUGGGUUAUAGACUUUGUGUGUGUUUGGUUAGUCCAG